Messenger RNA from Xyrauchen texanus (razorback sucker), 5553 nucleotides. RefSeq names its product LMBR1 domain containing 2b (gene lmbrd2b). The record is from RefSeq and is a predicted model, not a curated record. Gene Ontology annotation, cellular component: membrane. The coding region runs from base 194 to 2308 and encodes 704 amino acids. Lineage: Eukaryota; Metazoa; Chordata; Actinopteri; Cypriniformes; Catostomidae. The transcript is spliced from 18 exons. Gene Ontology annotation, biological process: adrenergic receptor signaling pathway.
AGUGACGUUUGUGUGAUUUUCUGGAAAUCAGUGAAAUGUGGAUUGUGUACAUGUAUAUUGUUACACGAUGCACGAUGUUUGUCUGUACUGAAGGAAGGAAAUAGGAUAUCAUCGUACUGCAUCACAUAUUUUUCGGCUGUAGAACUAAGGUGCUAUCAGUCCCAGGGAGAGUGAGAGGAGCGUUGGGUGCACUAUGAGUGAGGCAGCGCUGGGAAUAGAGAUUGUGGGGGUCUUUUUCCUGGCUCUGUUCCUCCUGCAUCGCUAUGGCGACUUCAGAAAGCAGCAGCGCAUGGUUCUUUUUGGCACACUGCUGGCUUGGUAUUUGUGCUUUCUCAUCGUCUUCAUUCUUCCCCUGGAUGUCAGCACGACAAUCUACAAACAGUGCUUAAUUGAUCAUGAAGUACAUGCUCAGACACCCUCUGUGAGCCCUGUCACUUCAAACCAGACAACUGGAAAUACCUCUGUAUCACCCAGUAAAAGCACCCCACGUGUGUGCUAUAAACCAUGGAGUUACAUUCCAAAUGGCAUCAUGCCAGUGUUCUGGAGGGUUGUGUACUGGACCUCACAAUGUCUUACUUGGCUUCUCCUGCCAUUCAUGCAGUCCUAUGCUCGCUCUGGGGGGUUUUCCAUCAUGGGGAAAAUCAAGACGGCCCUCAUUGAGAAUGCCAUCUAUUAUGGCACAUACCUUUUCAUCUUUGGCUCGCUUCUCAUUUAUGUAGCUGUGCAUCCUCAGUGGCAUCUUUCCUGGUAUGAGCUGCAGACCAUCGGUAUCACUGCGGCCAACACAUGGGGUCUAUUUCUUUUAGUGUUGCUGUUGGGUUAUGGCCUGGUUGAGAUCCCCCGGUCGUACUGGGAGGCCUCACGCCAGGGUCACCUUCUCAUCAAGACUUAUUUCAAAGUGGCCAAGCUCAUGACCGAGAAGGCGGAUGCAGAGGAGAAUCUGGAGGAUGUGAUGGAGGAGGUAAGAAAAAUCAAUGAGUCGAUCAAAUACAACCAUCCUUUGAGGAAGAAUGUAGACACUAUUCUGCGAAAGUGCCCUGUUGAAUAUCAAGAAAAGAUGGGAAGGAACAUGGAUGACUAUGAGGAUUUUGAUGAUAAGCAAAACACAUACCCCUCUGAAAGAAGCCUUUCAAAACUACACAAGCAGGUGAUCUACGCUGUUCAGAGAAACAAUCGCACACGUGUUCAGUGGCAGAUCUUGCUGGAUCAGGCUUUUCACUUGGAGGACGUUGCCAAGAAUGAAACCAGCUCCUCUCGGCAGUUUGUUCACAGCUUUGCUUCUCCAGAACCUGUAGGCUGGUUCAGACGCUACAUCUAUACCCUUACAGUAGAGUGGUACUGGGAGUGUUUGCUGAAACAGUGGUUUUUCCGUGUGCUGGCUGUGGUUCUGGCUCUCUUUUCUGUGGCUGUGGUUUGGUCGGAGUGCACCUUUUUCAGUACUCACCCCGUUCUUUCGCUCUUUGCUGUGUUUAUUCAGCUUGCUGAGAGAGAUUAUAACUACCUGUACAUUGAGAUGGCGUGCUUCAUCACCAUCUUUUUCCUCUGCACCUGCGUCUACUCAACUGUGUUCCGCAUCAGAGUCUUCAACUACUACUACCUAGCUUCACAUCACCAAACUGACGCUUACAGCCUUCAGUUCAGCGGCAUGCUUUUCUGCCGCUUGACUCCCCCUCUUUGUCUAAACUUCCUGGGAUUGAUUCACAUGGAUUCUGCCAUAUCUCACCAGGCAAAGGAGCAAACUGCAUAUACCUCUAUCAUGGGAUCCAUGCGGGUGCUGUCCUUCAUUGCUAACGGCUUCUACAUCUAUUACCCAAUGCUGAUAGUCAUCCUCUGCAUCGCUACAUAUUUCAGUCUCGGCACACGUUGCCUGAACCUCUUGGGCUUCCAGCAGUUCAUGGGAGACAAUGAAAUUACCUCUGACCUGAUUGAUGAGGGCAGGGAGCUCCUGCGCAGAGAAAGAAGAAAACGUCAAAGAAUAGAAGAUGGGGAGAACAGGCGAAGAGAGUGGAAAGAGCGUUAUUCUCAGCGAGAUGAUAUUGCUUCUAGAAACCAGACGUCGAUGUCCGAGAUGAAGGAAACCAACUAUGCCGAAACUCUGAAUUCAAACACAAACCGGCAGGCCAAGUACUCUCGUAGUGGAAGCCAGUCAGGAAGGGACAGCAUUGAGCUACUACAAGAUGCUGAGACCUUGGACUUUAACCCUGAAACACUAACUGAUGACCCUUUGGAAUCCGGCAGUGGGAGACAUGCCAGUGGAAGGUAUCUCUCAAUGUCAUCUUCUCGAAGCCGUAUCUUUGAUGAUGUUUAAAUUAAAGGGUGAAGCAUUUUCAUUCUUUUCAAUCAAAUAACACUGUCUCUACAAGAAUAUACUUCUCUAAUAUUCUGAAUUUUACCUCUAAAAACAUUCAUCUCAACAGAUUUGGUCUAUUUGACCUGCUCAUUUUAAACAUGUUAUGCUUCCUGUAUCCUGUAAAGCAGUGUAGUUACUUGCAUGUUUCCGCAUUACAAUGUAAGCACGCAGACACAUAGAAAAACACACAUGCACAUUCAUUUUGAAGUGCCAGGCAGUCAAACUGCUACAUGUGACAAAUGGGAAAUGUCUUUGCCUACUGUUUCUUUACUCUGUUUCAAGAAAUGAGUCAAAGUUGAUGUGAAGUUGAACAGUCAGAGCACUGAACAUACAGUGUUUUACAGUUGAAUGAGUACUACAGACUGGAAGGAGUUGACCUGAGACACUGUUACAUCAUUUACUACUGAUGGGUUCAGGUACUGAAAUGUAACUUGAGCAUUUAAAAUCAGCCAAGUAAAUAAGAAUUUAUGUGAUUGUGGCAAAUUUGUGUUAGUUGUAUGUGUGAAUAGAGAUUAUGUUUUUUAGGUCUACAUAUAUGCUGUUUUACAAAAUAUCAUGUAGGCUUUUUGUAUGUUAUUAUUAUUUGUUAUAUGCUCUGGCAUUGCAUUUGGGAUACUGUAAAACUGCACUGAAUGAUUGCAGUUAAAAUUACUCUACAAUGUACCAUUUUAAAGUGUUAUGGCUUUCCUGUAGAUGAUUAGUUUAAGGGACAAAUAUUAUUGUCUUUGGGGAAAGAAGCAAUUUUGUCUUUAAAAAAUCUCAAUUAUUUUAUUAUUAUUAUUAUUAUUUACUUUUGUUAAAGCGAUAGUUCACCCUAAAAUGAAGAUUCUGACAUUAUUUACUCAGUUAUGUUGUUCCAAUUCCCUAUGAAUUUCAUUCUUAUUUGGAACACAAAAAGAGGUGUUAGGUAGAACGUAAUGGACUGACACUCGCUUCCAUCUUUUUUCCAAACAAUUCAAGAGAACUGUGACAGCAGAUUUUCUUUUUAGAUGAACUAUCUCUUUAAUGUGCUUGAUAAGCUCGGAGCGGAAUGAGUCACCACGUUCAAAGUGAAACUCAUUUUAACAUUCCAUCCAUAUAAACUGUUCUUGUAUCAUGUAGUUUAUGAAUGAAGGGAAUAAUAACUUAAUGAAUCUAAUAUUUAUUUUCACAAAUGUUUAUCUUGGUUCGUAAAGCUGUAUUAUUAUGUAUUUUGGUUUGCACACAUUGAACAACUGAACUGUUCAUAUCUUUAAAUAAUAAAAAAAAAGGGUUCUGGGAAGAGCACCAUUCCCAAAUUAACUGCCAGAUGCAUGAAUGGAGGAUGUGUAAUCUUGAAUUAUUAUCAGCCCUUUAUUGGUUCUUUGACUUUGGUACAGUGAUGAUCAUCGCUUGUUUCACAUGGCGGUUACUCUUUGUUGACCUUGUGGCCUUGCACAACUGUUUGCAAUUAAGUUGGGUUACCUUAGGGUGUUUUCACACCUAGUUCAUUUGAGCACUCCUAGCGCUCUCAGAGCGGUAUAACGUGUAUAUGUGAACAACCCAAGUGGUCUCAGACCCCCCUAAAAGGACCCAAAAGUGCACCGUACUCAGACCCUUUAGUGGUUUGAUUGAUUUGUGUGAUGUGAAAGCGAAGAGGUACCAGUCCGCUUUGCAUUUUAUGGCUACCUCGUGGCCUGCCAUACAUAGCUGCAGUACAAACUUCAUAUUCCAGUCACAAUUUACUGUCCACAUAUGGUAAUUUUAAGCAAAUAGAUACACCAUGAUUACCAUAAUGUGUUUUUGUGGCCUUAUACUGUUCUUGAAUUAUUUGAGCACCUAAAAUGAACAGACCGGCCACAUUCAGAGUAGAGUAGUGCUUUAAGAUGAACCAUUUUAAAGUGUUCUGAUGUGUGUACUGUCUACGGUGGUUCAUGCCAAACUCCCACAAAAAUACAGGCGAGGGUUUUUAUAGAUUCCCUUUCAUUUUGUUUACACACAAUGUAAAUGACAUGCAGGAGGAGAUGCUUGCUUGCUCCAUUACUCUCGAUGUCAUAGAUAAAGAAACAUAAUUUCAAUUGCACAUAGAAUUUCAAAUGUUUUCCUUCAUGCGAAAUAAGGGCAUGUAAGUUUAUCGGAGAGCCUUAACAUAAUGUGAGAGAGUGAAGAAUUUAAGACAGAAAUACAGUAUACAUUAUUACUAUUGCAUAAUGUAAUAUAAUUGGCGGUGUUGUCUGGGUUUCAUAAAUUAUAUAACAUAAAAUAUUUAUUUUUAUGUUAUUCUAUCCCAGUGAAAUAUUUUUUUAAAGGCUUAAAAGUAAUCAUAUAGCCCCAUAAUGUUUGAUUUCUAGUUAAAUAUCAAUUUACUAAAGGUGCCUAUCUGUCAUAAGCAUAUGUCAUACAAGAAGUAUGACAAUUGCUUAUCAUAACAAUCACAAUUAUUUAUGAAUAAUUAUUGUCUGCCAAUUGUCAAAAACGUGACAGCCCUAGCUGCAAUGUGGUAGGAGCAGUGGUGUGAACAACAAGGGAUCUGAGACCACAAUAAUGUGAAGCGGAUCAAACAAGAAACUGGUUUAAGUCCACUUACAUUUUGAACACCAAAAGCACUGUGGUCAUUUGCGGCUGGUUCCCUUUAACCAAACUGGGUUUGGUUCACUUAAAAUGUACCUUAUGUGAAACCACCAUUAGUUAAGUGGAAAUAUUGUGUGGCAGGCCAUUUAUACUCUGCACGGUUACAUUUUUGUCACUUUUCAAAAUGGGUAAAUCCAUGAUGCUGGUAAAGUACACUUAAAAACAUGUUCUGUUUGUUUGAAAAUGUUUGAUACCAUAUGGAUUAGAGAAGGCUUUAAAGAUUUUUUACGUUUUAAAGACAUAUCCUAAUGCCAAUCACACCUACAUGAAUACAUAAUCAUAUUUAAUACAAGAGUGUGGUUUUCUUAUAGAAAUCAGACAUGUGGCGUAUAAAAUUGUCAAGUGAAUAUGGUUAACAACUACAAAACACUUAUAAAGAGAUGAUAAUAAAGCGUAAGACCAUUUUUGACAAUUUCAGGUGAUUUAAUACUUGAAAUUCUCCUUGUGUUACAUAGAAUAAUCAAAUAUAUCCGAUGUAAAUUACUGCGUGGUAUUCUAUUGAAUAUGCCUUAGUUUUAUUCUUGUUUUUCUAAGAAAGCGCAGUCGCAGAUGUAAGUAAUGUUAGAUUUCACUACUAUAAAUAUGUAAAAAAUAAACUGUCUACUGUAUUUUCU